Messenger RNA from Penaeus monodon (black tiger shrimp), 2213 nucleotides. RefSeq names its product zinc finger protein 883-like. Gene Ontology annotation, molecular function: RNA polymerase II cis-regulatory region sequence-specific DNA binding; DNA-binding transcription activator activity, RNA polymerase II-specific; zinc ion binding. The record is from RefSeq and is a predicted model, not a curated record. Gene Ontology annotation, biological process: regulation of transcription by RNA polymerase II. The coding region runs from base 9 to 2042 and encodes 677 amino acids. Gene Ontology annotation, cellular component: nucleus. Lineage: Eukaryota; Metazoa; Arthropoda; Malacostraca; Decapoda; Penaeidae. The transcript has a single exon.
GGAGUGUUAUGCCUAGUGAAAGGAUGACUUCAACUGCCAUCAUGGAUAACGUACAUUUGAAUGCAACAUAUGGUAACUCAGUGGAAUUCAUCGAUACGAAGGAUGAGAAUGAGGAAGCCAUCAGACAGAAUCAUUUCCGAAGUAUUGAUAAAGAAAUUACUGAGGUUAUACCUGAAGAGAGUGCUAUCUAUAUAAAGACUGAAGAUUCAGGUAAUGUAAAAAGUGAGAGACCAGUGUUCAAAGAAGUCAAGAGUCUUAGCAAAGAAGCAGUUGAUGAAUGUGACAUGGACAUUUUGAUGUGUGAAGAUGUAGACCCAUUGUUAUCUAAGGAUUGUGAGAGUAAGUGCUCAUCAGAUGGUGUUCAGGAAAGGGGUGAAGAGGCAACACAAGAAGUGGAAGCAAUCGAGAAACAUUUCCUUUGUGAAGUGUGUGGCAUGAAAUUCUCUUGUGAGAAUGAGUUGUUGGAACACUCUGUAGUGCAUACAAAAGGGAAGCUUUUUAUAUGUGACAUUUGUCAUAAGUCAUUCUCUCAAAAAUCUCAUAUAGUGUGCCACAUGAGAGUACAUACAAAGGAAAAGCCUUACAUUUGUGAGAUAUGUAACAAGGCCUAUUCUGUAAAAUCAACACUAGAUGGUCACAUGAGAGUACAUGCAAAUGAGAAGCCUUAUAACUGUAAAGUAUGUAGUUAUUCCUUUGCUUGGCAAAGUGAUCUAUCAAGACACAUGAGAAUUCAUACAAAAGAGAGGCCAUAUAGUUGCGAGGUUUGCAAUAGGGUAUUCGCUGAUAGCAGUAAUCUCUCAAGACACAUGAAAACGCACAGAAAUGAGAGGCCUUAUGGUUGUGAUUUUUGCAACAAGGCUUUUUCUCAGAAAUGUAAUUUGUUGGCUCACAUAAGGACACAUACAAAGGAGAAGCCCUAUAUCUGCGGAGAAUGCGGAAAGGCAUUUUCACAGAAAAAAGGUUUAGAAGAGCACAUAAGAACACACACAAAAGAGAAGCCUUACAGCUGUGAAAUAUGUGGAAAAUCAUUUGCUGUGAGAUCUAGUAUGAUAAAGCACCAAAGAUUACAUACUAAUGAGAGACCCUAUGGUUGUGAGAUCUGUGCCAAAAAAUUUGCUGCAAAAGCAUGCCUGGUAAGACACAUGAGAAUACAUACAAAGGAGAGGCCAUAUCAGUGUGACAUAUGCAGCAAGUCUUUCAUUACGAGUGCAAAUCUAGCAUACCACAUGAGAGCACAUACAGAGGAUAGGCCAUAUACCUGUGAAGUAUGUAAUAAGUCAUUUCCAUAUAAAAGGGCUGUAGUGUUGCACAUGAAAGUACAUUCUGAUGACAAGCCUUAUACUUGCCGUACAUGUAGCAAGUCUUUCAAGGACAGGACUACUCUAGUAAAUCACUUGAAGAGACAUACAAAUGAGAGGCCUCAUAGUUGUGACUUUUGUAGUAAAACAUUCCUGUUUAAAAAUUCUCUAAUGCAGCACAUAAAAAUACACACAAAUGAAAAACAUUAUAGCUGUCAAGUGUGUAGUAAAUCAUUUAUUUCAAAAGGUAGUUUGGUGAGGCAUCUUAGAGUGCAUUCAAAGGUGAGGCCCUAUAGUUGUGAGAUUUGUAACAGGUCAUUUUCAGAUAAAAGUAAUGUGUCAAAACACAUGAGAACACACACCAAGGAGAAGCCUUUUACUUGUAAAGUGUGCAAUAAGUCAUAUGCUUGGAAAAAUGUUUUAAUGUUACAUAUGAAAACACAUAGUAAUGAAAGGCCGUAUGCCUGUAAUAUCUGUGGCAAGGCAUAUAAAUAUAAAAGUAAUGUAGUAACUCACACAAAAACACAUACCCAGGGAACCCAGGAUAAAAAGAAUAUCCAGUGUAAUCAAGAUAAAAAGGAUACCCAAGGUACCCAGGAUAAAAAGGAAAUCCAGGAUGCCCAGAAAAAUCCAAAUCUCUAUCUAAUAAUGCUUCCUCCUAUACAUCUCCUAUAUACACCCUUAUCUUUACCCAAUAAUCCCCUGGAGCCAAGUCACCUGGCUGCUAAAAAUGUAUGCUUAUAAAAAGUUAUCAAUCACACCUAAAAUAGUCUGUACAGAAAAGAACUUACAUGUACAUGAAUGUAAAGAAAGAUUGAUAGGAAUAUACACACACACAUGCACACACACACACACACACACACACACACACACACACACACACACACACACACACACACACACACACACACACAC